CCUAGUCCUCCGCAGCUCGGCUACCAAGACGCAAACAAUCAAUCAGUGCAAAAAAUAAAAUGGAAGUGGCUAUUGGUACAGGUUCCUUAAGCAGGGAAAUGUACUCCUCUUUCACUCUGGCACAUAGUGUCCGAGUACUAGAUAUCAUGAACAAACACCGAAAGGACUGUCUUAAACUCUGCGACGUUGUUCUCAAAAUCGGAGACGAGCAUAUUCCGACACAUAGAGCCGUGUUAGCAGCCUGCAGCCCGUACUUUUACGCCAUGUUUACAAGUGAUUUAGUGGAGAGCCGGCAAAAAGUUGUCACCAUGAAAGACAUAGACGCAAAUGUAGUACAACAGCUGGUAGAUUUUGCUUACACAGGAAAGGUAGAAGUCAACGUAGAAAACGUACAGUCCAUUCUCGCGACUGCUUGUUGGGUACAGUUUCAUGAAGUUCGAGAACUUUGUUGUCAGUUUCUAGAAACCCAGCUGGAUCCUUCCAAUUGCUUGGGCAUUAGAAAGUUUACUGAAGCACAUGGUUGCGUGAAUUUUCUUAAGGUGGUGGAUAAUUUUGUACUUGAAAACUUUAGGGAAGUAAUGAAGUCUGAAGAGUACGCCUUGCUUCCUUGUGAGUUGCUGAUCAAAGUGAUUUCAAGUGAUGACUUGAAUGUUAUUGCCGAAGAGGAAGUAUAUGAGGCCGUGAUGUCUUGGGUAAAUCACGACUUAAACAACCGUGUAAAACAACUUCCAAGCCUAAUACAAUUCGUCCGUAUGCCUCUGAUGUCUAAACAUUAUCUUUUAAACAGAGUAGAUCCAGACAAAUUGAUAAGAUCGGACAUGAAGUGCAGAGAUCUGUUGGAUGAAGCAAAAAACUUCCACCUUUUGCCCGAGCAAAGAGCGCAGUUUAGAACUGAUCGUAUGAAACCUCGGAAGUCAAUGGUCGGGACUUUAUACGCUGUUGGUGGAAAAGAAGCGGGGGAAACUAUUUCUAAUACAGUGGAGUGUUACAGGUAUUAAGUUGACGAUUAUUUGACUCACUAGUGUUCAUAUGUAAAACUCAUGUUUUUAUCCUUUGACACAGAGCUGUUGACGUGUAGGGAAUAUGCUACCCAUCAUGAAGUCCGUUGGACGUAUUCUAAGCACAAAACUUCAUAUAUCUGUCAGAUUUAAUAAUUCAGUGCAACUUGACGCUACAUUCAAGUUAUUUUGAAGGUCAAAUAUUUGAACAAACUCAUAUUUGCGAAUUCCUGUAAGUAAUUCACCAAAGUACAUCGAUACAAAAAUUGCCUGUCAGGAAUGUGUUGAGAGGUUAAGUGAACACGGUUGUUUUGACUCCCAUUUCGACUCCCACGAUGGUGAUCCUUUAAUUUUGAAUGAUUUUUAAUGGGAUCAAAACACUCUUGCUUGUUUUCUUCUAACUUAAAAAUUGUGAAUUUGCAUCGUAACCAAACCAAUGGGCCUUCAAUGCGUAGCCUGAAUUGGUGCAACAGCAAAGUACUUUUACAAAAUUAUUUUUUAUUGUUUACUGCUCAAAACGGAUAAUGGGCGCAUCUUUAUGACACAUUCAUUCAUCUGGGUGAGAAUAUUCCAAACCCAGCAGGGGGUGGGGUACUCCCGAUUGGGAUGAUCAAAGGGUUUUUUGGGGUAGGAAAUUUUCGCAAAUAUUUUUUUGGGUGGCUUGAUUUUUGUAGGGAUAUUUUAAGGUCUUCAAAACAAUCUGAAGAUCCAUUGUAGUGCACCAGUGCAUCCUGGCUGCAUAGUUCUGUAAAUAUCAAGUACAGCCGAAAAAAGUAUGACAUGUUAUAUCAGUUAAUGCUUUUUGGAAAUUUUUAAGGCUCAGAAAUUUGGCAUGGGAUUUUAUUCGGGUUAAUUUUUGAUCCAGGUGUUUUGGGGGGUUUUGAUUUUUGUCCCCAUUCGAUCAUGUUGUAUUUAAUUUUUUAUCGCAAGUAACUUUUCCUUUCUCUUUUUUGUAAUUAGGUAUGGUAGUGUAUGCUAAUGAAGUUGAAAUAAAAGAAAAAUAAAAAUUACCUGAGAAAAAAAAUCAGCUACAACAAUCAUCCCUGUCACUUGAAAUCCGGAGCACCCCCCCCAGGAUUCUAAAACAGUGAAGGGAUAAACUUUGUCUUAAUAUGUGUAAACUGGUACAAAAGUCAAACAGAAGUCUUAGAUUCUUGUGUCCAAUCAUGAAAGUCAGAGAGUACUUCUUCCAAAUCUGAUAAACUGUCUGUUAUUGCCUCUCAUGAUCAGUCUCCAAAGCAACAUUUGGCAACCUGCUGCAUCACUCAAUGUCCCCAGACAACAGCUUGGUACGGGCAGUUUGGGAGGUCGUCUCUUUGCUGUAGGCGGCUCGGAUGGUUACUCGCGUUUGAGCACAGUUGAGUGCUUUUCACCUGAGGCAAACAGAUGGAUGUAUGUGAAGUCACUCAAUACAAGUCGAUCAGGAGUUGGUGUGGGUGUCCUUGGUGAAGCAAUGUAUGCCAUGGGUGGUUAUGAUGGACGGUCAUGUUUAAAAACUGUGGAAAGAUAUGAUCCUCUAGUGGAUAUUUGGAGUUUUGUUGCACCCACAAAUGUGACCCGCAGUUUUCCUGGUAUGUGAUUGACUACUGGUUAUGUUGUAUUUUUCUCAAUGUCUAAAAAUACUCUUUUACUAAAACUCUGAUCACUAUAGAUCGUUUUCACUCACAUGGUCAGCAGCUAUGCAAAUUUCUUUGAACAAAGGAAAGUUUUCACUUGAGAAAAGAGUUCAAUCCCCACUGGUACACCAAUAUACCAAUAUGGCCACCUUUUUGUCAAAAAAUUCCCCCAAUAACUGAGGGAAGGUCAGGCAGUUUUGAUGGAAAACACCAUUUCUGUUCAGAAUUGUUUAUUCAAGGGCCCAGAAAAUUGCAAAUUAUGGUAUGUUGGCUCUGUAAGCGGGCAAGAUGGGGCAAAUCCUAAGUUGCCAUUAGCUACCUGAACAGGCAAGAUACGCCUAUCUUGCUCCCUCAGUGUUACCUGCUUUGCCUGGCAGGAAAAGAUAUUGUUUUAGUCAUUUAAUAAAAUCUUAAAAUUUAUCAAGCUUGUUUGGUCAAGAUGACUACAUAUUGGCCUCAUUCUUUUUGCUGUUUUUUUGCCCUUUUUGACAGAGGGGCUUAAGGGAUUGUGGGAAAUAAUGUGUGGUGUAAAGCUACACUGUAAAUUGGAACGUAUGGUGCAGAAUGAAACACAAGAACACAUAACUAGAAUGAAAAGUGUUCCUAGAUUCUGUGGGGAUUUAAAUUACAACACUUUUGUUCUAAAUCAGUCUUAUGGCUUUCCAUGUUGCCUUGAUGUGUGGGAUACCAGUGAUUGCCAUCAUGUGAAAAACUGACUCACAACUUCACCAACGCAGAACCACAGUUUCUUUUGAAUUAUAACUAAUUCAACUUUAUUCAGCUUUGUUAAUAUUAUUGUAUUAUUAAUAAUUUUUGUUUUUACUCAGGAGUGGCAGAGCUUGGAGAUCGCAUCUUUGUAAUCGGUGGUAAUGAUGGAGUGUCAUUUUUAAAUUCAAUUGAAUGCUAUGACCCACAUACCAAUCGAUGGACUCAGCUUGCUCCUAUGAGUCGGCCUAGGGCAGGAAUAGGUGCAGCGGCUCUGGAUGGUCGCAUUUAUGCUAUUGGGGGCUUUGAUGGUGCCCAGAGACUUGAUAUAGUGGAAAUGUAUGAACCUCGUAUGAAUACAUGGCAAGAAGCUGCAUCAUUGAACUCAUGUCGCGAUGGUGUUUGUGUUAUGACUUAUGGCUGUUGGGUUUAUGCCGUGGGUGGAAUAGAUGGACCAUCAUAUCUUAAUACUGUGGAGGCUUACGACCCAAGAACUGACCAAUGGGAGGAGGUUCUUCCCAUGACAAGAUGUCGAGCAGCUGCUGGAGUAGCAGUGUUGAAAAAUGCUCAUUGAAGUAAAAUUGAUCGUGGUAUUGAACUACAGACUCAAUUCAAGUUGUCAGGGCACAAAGCAAUUUUUUGCUGAUCACAGAAAACAAAAUCAAAAAAGUUUAUUUGAUCAUUCAUGAUACAUGGCUUUUUUGUUGUUAAUUUUACUGAUACCUUAAAAUUAUUAAUGCCAAGUUAUAAGCCCCAAUUAUUUAAGCCCCUGACAUAUUUUCUUGUUUAUUCACUAGCUUACAGCUCCAACAGGAGUAAAAUGAAUAAAUUUUUCAGGAUGCACACCCCUGACUCCACUUAGGGCAUGUAGGGCUUGAGUUUUUGGAAAAUGGUUAUGCUAUUUUUGCUGGAUCUAUGCUGAGCAGUUACACAACUGUUUAAUGCUUUGAAGACUGAAAAAAAAUCUUCUUGUGAAAUUUUCAAAUGAUUCAGGAAGGAAUGCUUAUGUAUUUAAUACAUUAUUUUCAGAAAAUGCUAUACAUAGUUAAGGUUUAAUCUCAGGUUAGUUAAAAUGCAGGCUACAAAGAUUUUUUGAGAAAUGUUCAAAUCACUCUAGUAAAAAAAUAUGGUUAUUUAAUUAUCUACUCUUAAAUUUUGCGAAAAAUUUUCCAUUGUCCGGUUUUAAUAGCAGGUCUGUUAAAAUGCUGAUUGAAGACAACUUUUUGAGAAAUUUUCAAUUCAUUUAAGAUCAAAUUAAUGGUAAUAUUUAGAGUAUUCAAUGUAACUUGUAUUAAUAUGACAGCAAGGAAGAUGAUUUAACAAUUAAUGAAUAAGGCUGAGUAUCUUAUGAAGAAUUAUGGAGAUCGAGGAGGGUGUUAUCUGUCCAGGCCAUAGGCCGAGGCAGAUAACACCCGAAUUUAAUAAUUGUUUUCUUAUUCAUUCAAAAUACUUCCUAGUUUAACAACAUAGCUAAAACAAGCUUACCUGCAUUGAUGUUGUUUAUCUUCGAUAGUUUACAUUUGUCCAGUGCGGCAAAUAUUCUUCAAAUAGUAGAUGUUGCCCUCCAAGUUGUCUUCUUGCUGUUUUUGCUAUGUUUUUAGCCAUUAUUUCGCCUAGUUCCAGCUGUAGUUCUUACUCUUGAAAUGAGUGUUUACAAUGAAAACAACUCAAUCUCGUCCCCAGGUCUUCUCAUUUAACAGUGCGUUAACCUGUAGAAGGCUGCAUUUUUUACAUUAUUUCCUCGUUAAAAACAAAAUUCUUCGAAAUUUGGUCAUCAGUAACUGGUUAUGGUGAAUUAUGUGUGCUUUUAGCCAAUCAGAAUUGGGGAAAUAUUUUAAAUGAAUAAUAAAUUAUGAAUAACAAAUAAGUAGGACUGCUUAACUGAUAAAAUAUGAACUGAGAGUUUGUGAUUGUUGCAAAGUCCUAACAACUAAACACAGUCAAACUUCUCCUAGACUUAAUGGUCGCUUACGAGAAAAGAACCACAGGGCUCUUUUCUGAGAAUAUGUCUGGACACAUUUGCGUUAGGGAAGAUAAUUUACUCUAUGCAAUUUCUAAGUCAUGAUAUGUGCAGUUCCAUGAUGUUACAAAAAUUCUUUGUAUAUAUUUCUAAGUAACAUAACUUACAGGUGUCUUGAAAGCAAAGACUCCUAAGACCCCCUACCAGAUGACUCUGAACUUUAUUGAGUUAGGGUUCAGAAACUGAGUGAAGGUCAUUAAAAUGGGCAUACUGACCUGAAGGUUGAUUCACUCAGCUUCCUAACCCUAAUCAAUAAAGUUCAGAGUCAUUUGGUAGAGGAUCUUAGGAGUCUUUGUUUCCAAGACACCCCAUAACUUACAUGCAGUGAACAUAAGAGAUCAGAUUAUUUGUUAAGUGGUCGCUUACAAGAGGCAAAAAACACAAUGGAAAAUCAUUAAACCAUCAGUCCCAAAUACUGGUGGCUGUUGCUCACAAAAGAUGGUCACUUACAAGAUGUUCCAACUGUAACGUUUUGAUUGGGAACUGAGUUUUGGUGUUUUGGAUAGUUGGUCAGUUAAGGGAAGUGGUGGCUUACGAGAGGUAGUUGUACAUGGAGGUUCGCACAUAGCAUUAAGCUUAAGUUCUACCAAACAGGUUUCAUUUGAGUGGUUGACUAACACCAUUAUUUCCUCCAUAGAUUCAAAAGUUAGAGUAAAACAUAAUCUCACCAUGAGUGAAGGGUUAGUGCUCUUUGUGUUUUCUUUAAGAAUUAUUUAUGAGGCAGUUUUUGAUGACUUGUGUCAAAUAAUUUUGUAAACAAGAACCAGUAAAGUGCUCUGGAAACCAUUUCUUCUCCAAGUACCAAUGUAUUGAUCAAUGGAAUAUGAAAUGAAUUUUUUCGCUUCUAACAACAGAAAGUGGCAAACAACUCACUAAGUUAGGAAAUUCUCAAUCUAUUCUUCAUCAUUUAUGCUUCAAUAGUAUUAUUAGUAGGGAAAUUAAUGUGGAGGUUGGAAAGGGGUGGCUAAGGUAACCUUAUUAAAGUUUUUAUUUAAUCUACUUUUGGUAAAGUCUGUUUACUGGUCAAUAUAAUUA
This is a messenger RNA of Porites lobata, 6374 nucleotides long. The record is from the annotation of a GenBank genome assembly. NCBI's taxonomy places the organism in Eukaryota, Metazoa, Cnidaria, Anthozoa, Scleractinia, Poritidae.